This is a messenger RNA of Corylus avellana, 1876 nucleotides long. RefSeq names its product 2-oxoacid dehydrogenases acyltransferase family protein (gene BCE2). The record is from RefSeq and is a predicted model, not a curated record. Gene Ontology annotation, cellular component: mitochondrion; cytoplasm. Gene Ontology annotation, molecular function: lipoic acid binding; acetyltransferase activity. Lineage: Eukaryota; Viridiplantae; Streptophyta; Magnoliopsida; Fagales; Betulaceae.
UAAAUGAGAAUAUUUUCUCUUAAUGAAAAUAUUUUCCCAUAAAUGUUUAUUUCCCAGUUAGGGAUAAGGGACAAGAGUCAAGACCUCCUCAAUUCCUCGUACUCAAGUUGAUCGGUGAAGUGAUGAAAUAUAGGGUCGUGUUUUUCUAACAAAUUUCUAAGAAAAAAGCAAAGGAACUAAAAGUACAGCUUUCUCGUGCCGGCACCGGAGAAUGAUGAUCUGUUGGAGGAUUCUGAACAGGAGGUCUUGGAACUCCUGUCUCCGGUGUAGGCUGUGUCCGUACACCUCUCAAGCUCUGAACCCAGGUCCGGUUGCCUCGUCGGAGCUCGACCCUCCGUUUCGACGGUUCGCCUCUCGGAUUGCCUUCUCUACAUCCGCUUCGACGUCGUUUCGGCCCGCUGAGAAUCGAAUAUUUUUCAAUAUUCCAUAUACUGUGAAGAGAUGUUGGUUUUCAAGUAAUGCUUUGGCGGAUCUUUCGGUGGGUGGGAUAGUUGAUGUGCCAUUAGCUCAAACCGGUGAAGGUAUUGCAGAAUGUGAACUUCUUAAAUGGUUUGUGCAAGAGGGGGAUCAAAUUGAUGAAUUUCAACCAAUUUGUGAAGUUCAAAGUGACAAAGCAACUAUAGAAAUAACAAGUCGUUACAAAGGAAAAGUUGCUCAAAUUCUCUAUGUUCCCGGCAACAUUGUAAAGGUUGGAGAAACACUUUUAAAAAUUGUUGUUGAGGAAGCUCAGGUUCCUACCCUGACUCAUGAUGUUUCAGAAAACCCUGUUCUAACUCAUGAUCGUCUGGAAAAUGCAAAGUCACUUGGCUCAGAGCUAAAGAAAAACAACAUAGGCGGAGUUCUAUCUACACCUGCUGUUCGGAACCUUGCAAUGCAACACGGUGUAGAUAUAAAUGAUGUCCUGGGAAGCGGUAAAGAUGGGAGGGUAUUAAAAGAAGACGUGCUUAAAUAUGCUGUCCAGAAAGGAAUCAUCAAAGAUCCUUCUGCUUCCUUGAUUGCUGAUGUGGGGAGGCAGUUUGUUGACAGAGAAGAGGAUCAACCCCAUUUGUCAUCUGAAGUUAGAGGGGACUACGAGUAUGAAGAUAAGACAGUUCCCCUGAGGGGUUUCCAGCGAACAAUGGUAAAAUCAAUGUCCAUGGCUGCAAAAGUUCCACAUUUUCAUUAUGUGGACGAGAUAAAUUGCAAUGCGUUAUCGAAGCUUAAAACGUCUUUCCAAGAUAAUAAUUCUGAUCCAGAUGUUAAGCACACUUUCCUUCCAUUACUGAUUAAGUCACUUUCAAUGGCCUUGAGCAAGUAUCCCUUUAUGAAUAGUUGCUUCAAUGACUUGUCACUUGAGGUCAUCCUCAAAGGUUCGCACAAUAUUGGAAUUGCCAUGGCUACUCCAUCUGGUCUAGUUGUACCAAACAUAAAGACUGUUCAGUCACUUUCAAUCUUGGAGAUAACAAAGGAACUUUCAAGGUUACAACAAGCUGCAUUGGGUAACAAGCUUAACCCUGAGGAUAUUUGUGGCGGGACGAUAACAUUAAGCAAUAUUGGAGCGAUUGGCGGAAAAUUUGGUUCUCCCCUCCUCAACUUGCCUGAAGUGUCCAUUAUUGCAAUUGGCCGGAUUCAGAAAGUUCCACAAUUUGCAGAUGAUGGCAAUUUGUAUCCUGCAUCAAUAAUGACUAUUAAUAUAGGUGCAGAUCAUAGAGUUUUGGAUGGGGCAACUGUCGCAAGAUUCUGCAAUGAGUGGAAACAAUUUGUUGAAAAACCAGAGCUGCUCAUGUUGCAUAUGAAAUGAUAUGUCAAAGAAACCUCUUUUACUGUGGCAUUAAGAUCUUAAAUUUAUAAUUUUUUGUUAAGAUAUCAAUUAAAUAAUUAAAUUAUAAUUUUUUUA